This is a messenger RNA of Propithecus coquereli (Coquerel's sifaka), 611 nucleotides long. RefSeq names its product chromosome unknown open reading frame, human C19orf53. Bases 28 to 333 code for a protein of 101 amino acids. The transcript has 3 exons. The record is from RefSeq and is a predicted model, not a curated record. NCBI's taxonomy places the organism in Eukaryota, Metazoa, Chordata, Mammalia, Primates, Indriidae.
CCCGCCUCUUCCGGUGCGUGCGUGAACAUGGCGCAGGGGCAGCGCAAGUUCCAGGCGCACAAGCCGGCGAAGAGCAAGACUGCAGCGGCGGCCUCUGAGCGGAACCGAGGCCCGAAGAAAGGCGGUCGUGUUAUCGCUCCCAAGAAGGCGCGCAUCGUGCAGCAGCAAAAGCUCAAGAAGAACCUGGAAGUUGGGAUCCGGAAGAAGAUCGAACAUGACGUGGUGAUGAAAGCCAGCACCAGCCUGCCCAGGAAGCUGGCCCUGCUGAAGUCCCCAGCCAAAAAGAAGGGGGCAGCUGCCUCCUCCUCCUCCUCCAAUAAGACGACUUCCUAAGGACACGAGCCCCAGCAGAGGUCAACACUGCAGCCCCCACCUCCACGCUCGGACCUUGCGCAUGACCCCAUGGCUGCACCAUGGGGAAGAGGACCCUGUCUCCCAGCACUAGGCUACACCUAGAACUUUGGUGGGGGCCCGACCCGUGAGCCAGUGAUGUGCAGAUCCAGGGUGCCCAAGAACCCAGUGAUGGCCAGGAUCAUAUGGUCACCAACUUCCUAGGUCCCCUUGCUCUGGUCCUGUCUCCACUGGUUUAACCCAGAGCAAUAAACCUGGUU